UCUCGGACUGGACACUGAUAUUGGCCAGAUUAAUUACAUGCAAGUUUGAUGAUUGAAAUAUUUUGGUUCGACAGAAUGGCCACGAACCUGUACCUGGACUCAGGUCCUUGUUUCAUCCGAGACGACGGGGAGCAGAAACUUCCUCCACUCAGCCGAUCGGAUGUGAAGCCUCAGUAUGUUCAUCAUGUGGCUACGAAACCUCCACCUGAAAUCAACCACUCCAAACAGAGAAGUGUAAAACAGAGGUGUGUGAAGUUCACGGUGGCUGCUGUGAUCUGCCUGCUGCUCCUCCUGCUGGUGGUGGGAGUCCUCCUCAUUUAUUACUACUCCUCGUCCUGUGCCCCGUGUGGCGACGGGAGCUGUGUGUGGGAGUCCCAGUGGUGUGACGGGGCCAAAGACUGUCGUUCAGGCCAGGAUGAAGCUGACUGUGUGAGGCUGCAUGGCUCCAGCUUCCUGCUCCAGAUCUACUCGACUCAGAAUAAGAACUGGAGGACUGUUUGUUCUCACGGCUGGACCGACCAGCAGGGGAGAGCGAGCUGCCAGCAGGUCGGCUUCAGCCGCGGCACAUAUUUUAAAUCAGGCCAACGGCAGACUGAUUCAGAUGAUGGGUACUUGAUAGCUAAGUCUGCCUUCAACCCUGAGGCAUCCAUCCUGCAACAGCUGGUGCUCAGCAACACCUGUCCCAACAACAGUGCGGUGACUUUGCGUUGUACUGAUUGUGGGAGUGGGGUGAACUCCAGCAGGGCCUCUGGGGGCCAGCUGGCCUCUCCAGGGGCCUGGCCGUGGCAGGUCAGCCUGCAGGUUGCGGGCUCCCACCGCUGUAGAGGAGCCGUCAUCUCCCCCUACUGGAUCGUCACUGCAGCACACUGUGUGGCCAGGGCCUCCAGCCCUGAAGACUGGGCCGUGUACGCCGGCAUCGUGGAUCCACUCGGCACUCUGAACCCGGCAUACUCUGUGAGCCGCGUGAAAGCCCACGAAGGCUUUAACUGGGUCACUCGCAGGAAUGACAUUGCUCUUAUGAGGCUCUCUAAACCUCUGGCCAUCUCAGCCUCCAGUAAUAUCCGACCUGUGUGCCUCCCGAAUGUUGGCGUAAGCAUCGCUGCUCCUCAGAAGGGAUGGAUAACACGAUUCAGUCGUGUAAAUGGAGACUCUGGCCCUGUACACCUGAUGGAGGCUCAGGUCUCUCUCCUAAAUGCCACAUACUGCAACAGCUCCAUCGCUCACGAUGGCAGGAUAUCACAGGACAUGUUAUGCGCCAGAGAGACGGAGGCAGUAGCCAACGUGUGCCAUACAAACAGCGGCGGCCCUCUGGUGUCCCUGAAGGAUGGAGUGUGGUGGCUCGUAGGGGACGGCAUUUGGGGGGAACACUGCCCUGAGCAGAGCAAACCAGCUGUUUAUGGCAACGUCACCUAUUUUCUGGACUGGAUCUACAACCAAAUGAGGGUAAAAACAGUGAAAGAUUGGACUUGUAAAGGCAGUUAA
Messenger RNA from Cyclopterus lumpus (lumpfish), 1482 nucleotides. RefSeq names its product transmembrane protease serine 2-like. Gene Ontology annotation, cellular component: membrane. The transcript is spliced from 12 exons. Gene Ontology annotation, biological process: proteolysis. The record is from RefSeq and is a predicted model, not a curated record. Gene Ontology annotation, molecular function: serine-type endopeptidase activity; protein binding. Lineage: Eukaryota; Metazoa; Chordata; Actinopteri; Perciformes; Cyclopteridae. Bases 49 to 1482 code for a protein of 477 amino acids.